AUGGAAGAUACUAAGAAAAUUAAACCAUACAUCUCGUAUCUCAAUAAACAGGUGGAACAACUCAGUGGUGAGAUUAACAAACUAACGAGCAAGUCAUUGGACGAACAACUGUUGCUUCUGCAAGAUGAAAAGAAGAAACUUGAUCUUUCAAACAAAUACGCAUAUGUAUUGAGUUCACUAUGCUUUUCAUACAUGAAAGUCCUCAAUAUCAAAGACCUGUCACCUAUCAUGGCCGAAUUGGCAAGGUGUAAGUCAUAUAUGGAUAAAUCUAAACAGUUAGAAGCUAAGAAAGAAUCUGAAGAGAAGGAUGAGGUGGAGCAAGAAGAACAAGCAAAAAGAGUUCUACAAUCUGCGUUGGGAGGUGGCAAAAUGGAACCUGCUAUCAGUAAAGUCAACUUUCAGGGGAAACAUACUAAGUUUUCGACAGAGGCUUCCACCACCAGCACUGAUAAGGAUGGACUGGCAAAUCGAGUAGUAGACGGAACAAAGAAAUCAAAACAGCAAAAACAAUCUGGUAAAGUAUCGAAGAAAUAA
Molecule: messenger RNA, 534 nt
Organism: Kluyveromyces lactis
Lineage: Eukaryota; Fungi; Ascomycota; Saccharomycetes; Saccharomycetales; Saccharomycetaceae
Gene: LRP1
Product: Lrp1p
Exons: 1
Coding region: 1-534 (177 amino acids)
Biological process (GO): regulation of gene expression; maturation of 5.8S rRNA
Cellular component (GO): exosome (RNase complex); nucleolus
Molecular function (GO): RNA binding; DNA binding
Source: RefSeq, a predicted model, not a curated record